Molecule: messenger RNA, 1863 nt
Organism: Penicillium antarcticum
Lineage: Eukaryota; Fungi; Ascomycota; Eurotiomycetes; Eurotiales; Aspergillaceae
Product: glycoside hydrolase family 32 protein
Exons: 2
Coding region: 1-1863 (620 amino acids)
Biological process (GO): sucrose catabolic process
Molecular function (GO): sucrose alpha-glucosidase activity
Source: RefSeq, a predicted model, not a curated record
AUGUCUGGCUCAAAAACUGCAGGAAUGAAUGAGCCUGUCCAGAAAUCCCGACAAAAGCCAACGCGAUCUGAAAGCCAUGACCUCAUUGACAUCACAUAUCAUAAGAACGCACCUCGAAACCCAACACAAUGGCGACCAUCAUAUCAUUUCAUCGCACCAACUGGAUGGAUGAACGAUCCUUGUGGCAUUGGCUAUGACCCAGCGACAGGUCUAUACCAUCUAUCCUUCCAAUGGAACCCACACGGCAACGACUGGGGCAAUAUGUCCUGGGGCCACGCCACGUCCCCAGACCUGAUAUCAUGGACGACAUACAAAGAUCCAAUUCUGACACCAACGGCCGAUUAUGAUUGUCGAGGCGUCUUCACAGGAUGUCUACGAUCGACCGAUAUUUCCGGCAAUCCGGGAUCUCUCACUGCCAUAUACACCUCUGUGAGCAAUCUGCCACUUCAUUAUACGCUACCAUAUGUCAUUGGGAGCGAGUCGCUUAGUAUAGCUGUCUCACAAGAUGGCGGUAUAACCUGGGAACGUCAGGAUUGUAACCCAAUCAUCGCUGGUCCCCCUGAGCAGUUCACCGUGACAGGCUGGAGAGAUCCGUGUAUCACGACUUGGGCCGAGGGGCCUCUUUCCAAGGAUGCACCGGCAACUCUAUACGGAUUUAUCUCCGGGGGGAUUGUUGGCAAAACACCAACUGCUUUCGUAUAUACUGUGGACCCCAACGACCUGCGCAAAUGGGAGUUCCUUGGUCCAUUAGUCGAUGUCGGUCUGAACCUUCGACUUUCCCGCUGGUCCGGCGAUUUUGGAGCAAAUUGGGAAGUUGCCAAUAUGAUGACUCUAUCCGAUGGACGUGUUUCGAGGGAUUUCGUUAUCAUGGGAGCGGAAGGAUGUCUGUCCUCGGAGGGCACAAUCAAAGACGGAGUUCGAGAAGCUGGUAGCAAGCGAGAACCACGAGGCCAGCUUUGGAUGUCUAUCAAAGCAUCUGAAAAGCGCGACUCCAAUUCUACAGAUGAAGCCUUGGCUUCGUAUGCAUUCUCUGGGUUCCUCGAUCACGGCUGUUACUACGCAGCGAACUCAUUCUGGGAUGUCCAGACUUCCCAGCAAAUCGUGUUCGGAUGGAUCACAGAAGAGGAUCUUUCCGAUUCUUUGCGUCAUCGUCAAGGAUUCAGUGGCUUGACUUCUCUACCCCGUGUUGUUAAAUUGAUGACGUUGAACAAUGUCACGAAGGCCCGCAACUCGUCAUUGAGUUCAAUUACCUCAAUUGAGGGUGUUCCCGAUGCACCAGGCACAGGCACUUCGACUGUUCAUACGAUGAAGAUUACCCCCGAUAGCCGGCUUUCACGUCUUCGAGAAGGUGCCCAGAAGAGCCAACUUGUUGAUGUACCAUUGUCUACUACCCCCAAGGUCAUGACGGCAUUACAAUCAACGAGAUGGGAAAUAGAAGCUGAGUUUUCUGUCGGUCAAGCCUGUGCACGCGUGGGCAUCAAAAUCCCGCAUACUUCCGACUCCCAAGACCAAAACUGCACGACACUUUCCUGGAUUCCAGAUAGUGAAACAUUCAUCAUCCACCGACCGCACCUCGACAACGCAGAAGUAAACCAAGGCUUUGAGACCGCGCCGCAUACACUAUUCACUUUCUUGAAAGAGGGACAAGAAAUCGAAGAGACCCUUCGAGUACGCGCUUUCUUUGAUGCCAGUGUCUUGGAAGUAUUCGUUAAUGACCGAACGGUCAUUUCCACUCGUAUCUAUUACCCGGAUGACCACAGUUCCGGACCUAUCUUCUUCGCAGAAGGCGACACCACCAACAACGAUGGACGACCCCCCGCUACCCUCCUGAAAGCUGAUAUCUGGGAUGGAAUCGGAGUAUGA